Messenger RNA from Chlamydomonas reinhardtii, 1372 nucleotides. RefSeq lists its product as uncharacterized. Bases 291 to 1043 code for a protein of 250 amino acids. The record is from RefSeq and is a predicted model, not a curated record. NCBI's taxonomy places the organism in Eukaryota, Viridiplantae, Chlorophyta, Chlorophyceae, Chlamydomonadales, Chlamydomonadaceae. The transcript has 2 exons.
CUUCUUAAACUGCUGUUUGUCUGCUGGAAGCUGAAGCCAUACAGCAAAUCAACAAGCAACUGUCGUCUCUCUAGCACCAUUUCCUGGUUCCACGGGCAUAGGAUAUAGAAAACAGCAGGAAUAGUCAAGCCCGUCCUUUGAGGCGCCCAGAAGCGGCCAGCGAGCCGGACGAACCACUGGUUCGCUUCGGCCAUCUCGGGUGCCCCGGCCCCUUCUCGUCACAGUCUAUGCCCACACCAAUGAACACAACCUAUAACAUGUGCACAAUUCAUCGGGGUAAACUAAAGCGAAUGCUGGACGUCUUCCGCAGAAACAUCAUUUCGGGGUUUAGCGUGGUCAUCCUGCUGUACACGCUGGACCACGUGGCCGACCCCACCAACCCCAAGCCCUCGGCGCACCCGCUCCCGGGCACCGUGCUGGCGGGCGCGGGCGCAGCGCAAGCGGGCCACCGGUUGCAGCAGCACCGGCGGCUCAUGGGCAUGGAGGAGGAGGCGGAGGGCGCAGGUGCGGAGGCGGGGGCGAAGCCGGGCGUGGAGGCGGGCCGGGGUCAGGGCCACGCGCACGCGCGUGCGCACGUGCAUGCGGCGCACGCGCACCUGCACAAGCGCCACUCUGGCGAGCAGCCUCCCCAGCACAUCGCUGACGCCGCGGCCGCCCGCUCUACACAGGACGCCGCUGAGGACAACGGCGCCGGUGCCGCGGCCACUGCUGCGGCCUCGUCCGCCGCUCCGGCGGCGGGCUCCGAGCCCGGGGCGUCCUCUGGCGAGGAGGGCGAGGGCCGCCUGGGUGAGUUCGAGUCCCGUCUGCGCCGCCGUGAGCACGAGGUGGACCCCGUGAUGCGGCAGCACAGCCUGGUGGUGUUCCUGGCGCUGUGCUGCCUGGGCGCCGUGUUCGUGCCCUGGCUGCUGGCGCUGAGGAAGCUGCCCAGCGGGGGCGCAGGUAGCCUGGCGGCGGGCGGGCCAGGCGCGGGCGGGCAACUGCCGUUUGCGGUGGCCACGGGGAGCAAGUCGGUGGGCGGCCGCCGGCAGCGCACGUAUAGCUAGGCGCGGCGGCUGGGAUGUUGUGCAGAAGUUAGACCCUCAGUGCGCUGGACAGCACUGCGAACUGCAGUGACGGAGGCGUGGGUGCAUCGGAUGACCUCGGUAGGAGGGAGGUCUUUAGCCAUUUGCGAGAUGAGUAAGCAGGGUUGGCAUAGGACCAGCAGUAGACUAGCGUCCAUCGGGGGCAUUACGCCAGCAGGAGAUGACUAGAUGAGCAUAAGUCUGUGGCAAUGCACUGUGGAGAAGUAGGCACGGGGUCACUGCCCCAUUUAGCAUGCAGUAGUAACUUACCAGGUGGCAGGAUUGCAGCACGGCUGUAAAAGUGGAUGUCG